This is a messenger RNA of Tilletiaria anomala UBC 951, 1426 nucleotides long. Its product is annotated as glycosyltransferase family 1 protein. The coding region runs from base 307 to 1314 and encodes 335 amino acids. The record is from RefSeq and is a predicted model, not a curated record. The transcript is spliced from 3 exons. Gene Ontology annotation, biological process: dolichol-linked oligosaccharide biosynthetic process. Lineage: Eukaryota; Fungi; Basidiomycota; Exobasidiomycetes; Georgefischeriales; Tilletiariaceae. Gene Ontology annotation, cellular component: UDP-N-acetylglucosamine transferase complex.
GCGCGAGCGUCCGCGACGAGGUCGAGUGAAGUCGGACAUGCGGGACACUUGCGCCCUUGAGCACAGGGGUUAGCGAGAUCAAGGCAAACGAAAAAGGUGCAAAGUCUGCGCUUUGCGCGGAAAGAGGUGCGCCCGUGCACGCGGCCAAUUCAAGGGUUCUGGUCACUUUAGAAACGACGCACCAGCGCUGGCGGUCGCUCAUGCAUAUAUCCUUCUCUUGUCUGUACAUUCGAUCGGGUUCACAUGCCAGAUGCACACGCCUGCCUUGCUCCCCAGCAGCAGCAGCAAAUGCACCAGUGACGGCCCAUGUUGCUCAUCCCAGAGGACGCAAUCCUGCGCUUCCGGCACUCGCUGCUGCAUGACGCGGCACAGCGUGCCGCCGCCGCGCAUCAACUCGUCAUCCUGCUCGCGCAGGUCGCGCUGGCGCUGGCCCUCUGUGUCGCUGCGCGCAUAUGGUUCAUCCUGCCAAGGAGAGCGGGCCGCACCAGCAGCAGCAGCGCUGGUGCAGGUGGGAUACACAGGCCGCGCGGACGCGCUGCUCACGCCAGUGCGCAGGCGGAUGAGACGUGCAGCUUAGCCCUUCUCCUCGGGUCCGGAGGCCACACGACCGAGAUGCUGCAGCUCCUCUCUGCUCUGCCUCCGCAGCGCUACGCGUCGCGGACGUACCUCGUCUCCUCAGGGGACCGCUUCAGCGCACACAAAGCCCGCGAACACGAACGCGGCAUGCGCGCAGCUGUGCAGACUCAAUCGCAACCGGACUCUGAUUCCGCCGCCGCCCCAGCAGCAGAAGAUGUAGUAAAGGAAGAGGAGAACGCUCGCAUCAUUGUGCUCCCGCGCGCUCGCGAUGUGCACCAAUCCGUGCUCACGACGCCGCUCACGCUGCUGCGCUCGCUGCUCGUCUGCCUCUGGGUCGUCGCGCUGCAACCGCUGCUGUUUGGCCCGUCGCCACCGCUACCAGGGGCAGGAGCAAAGACAGGACAAAGUGGACGCGGGCGGAGGGGAAGAAUGCUGGCGGACGUGAUAUUGCUCAACGGGCCUGGGACGUGCGUGCCUGUGGUGCUUGCCGUCUACGUCUUGCGAAUUUUCGCACUCCCAUCUCCACGGCUGAUCUACGUCGAGUCGUUCGCGCGCGUCCGCCACCUCUCACUGACCGGCAAGCUCCUGCGCCCGCUCGUCGACCGCUUCGUCGUGCAGUGGCCCCAGCUCGCCGCGCCCGCAACCGCCGCUGCCGGUAGCGACGCCAAGGAGGAGAGCAAGGUGACGCUUCAAGUUCCUCCGUGUGCGGACGUCGAGUGCAUCGGCUGGCUCGUGUGAGCUGCACCGUACCCUAUCGCACGGGCAAGCGCCGCGAUGACUGCUCUCUGAAUGAGGCCAAAGUGGCAAAGGAUGGAGAAGAUGUAUUUCGCAUGCACAAAAGAUUCAGAGA